This is a messenger RNA of Sorex fumeus (smoky shrew), 195 nucleotides long. Its product is annotated as 60S ribosomal protein L39-like. Gene Ontology annotation, biological process: translation. The transcript has a single exon. Gene Ontology annotation, molecular function: structural constituent of ribosome. Gene Ontology annotation, cellular component: ribosome; cytosolic large ribosomal subunit. The coding region runs from base 1 to 195 and encodes 64 amino acids. Lineage: Eukaryota; Metazoa; Chordata; Mammalia; Eulipotyphla; Soricidae. The record is from RefSeq and is a predicted model, not a curated record.
AUGUUUUCCCACAAGACUUUCAGGAUCAAGCAAUUCCUGGCCAAGAAACAAAAGCAGAAUUGGCCUAUUCCUCAAUGGAUUCAGAUGAAAACUGGUAACAAGAUCAAGAAGUACAACUCCAAGAGGAGGCACUGGAGAAGGACCAAGCUGGGUCUGGAAGGAGAGUCACAAGAGAUGCAUGGGCAUUUGCUGUGA